Symbiodinium sp. CCMP2456 is the source of this 1890-nucleotide messenger RNA. NCBI's taxonomy places the organism in Eukaryota, Dinophyceae, Suessiales, Symbiodiniaceae. The record is from the annotation of a GenBank genome assembly.
GACGCCAUCGCCGAGAUCCACGUGGACCUGGACAAAAGGGCUGGCUCCAUCCUUGAGCUGCAGGGCGCCUCCGGCUCCGGAGCAACGAAAGGUCCCUUGGAGGCGGAAGCCCUGGAGGCGGAGCUUUCGCAGGAGCAGGCGCUCUUCGAUUUGAGGCAUCGCCAGGUCUUGGGCCUCGAGGAGCGGCUCCAGGACCUCUUGGCCCAGGAGCCGCGAAACAAGUGCCGCAGUCUGUCUUCCGAGGGUGUAGGGGAUGUAGGGGAUGAGGGCCCUCGCAUGGAGGUUCUCGGCGCUUGGGUGGCUGUGCACGAGCCGCUCCUAACGAAAGAGCUGGAGCAGGCGGAGCAGACGGAGCACACAGCGGAAGUGGAGGUUCGAGCAGAAGAAGCGAAGCAGGAGUUAUGCGCCGACAUGGCAAAGCAGCGGAGAUCCGAAUUCGUUUUCCUGACCGAGGCCAGCGCGGCUGCGGCGGAGGAAGCAGACAAAGCUGCGCGCGAGGCAGCAGCGCUGUACCGACAGCGUGGGAUUCUCCUGCGGGAUGUGGAUGGUCUGGCACGGGAGGAGCGCGCUGCUGCUGGCCGUGCAGACUCAGCUUGCCAGCGCCUGCGCCGGGACCGGCGGCGAGCGGUUGCCGCAACGACGAAGCAGCUCUGGGAGCCAGGUCGCACAAGCCUUCUUCGAGGGACUUGUCCCCAAGAGGCGAGGAAGAGAGCAGCGGCCCAGGCAGAAGAAAUGGUCGAGGCUUCGCGUGGACAGCAGUUGCAGGAACUGCAGCUUUUCAACGAGGAGAUAGCCAUGGUCACUGCUGAGAUGGUCGAGCUCAGAAAGGACCUGGCAAAGGCCGAGGACGCCGCAGCAGAGAAGUGGACGCACCCUGAGGCUCAAAGACAGCCAAAGGUUGCAGAAACGUCGAAGGAAGUGAUUCCUCGAAAUCAUUCAGGCAUACGCAAGGGAAGCGUGGGCAAAAAGGCCUCUCAGGGUCGACUGGAGAUCGUCGCGACAAGUCUACGCGAGCUGGAGCAGCAGGAGCAGGCGCAGAGGGCGGCAAGAGAGUGCCGGGCUGUGGAGCUAACGGCAUCUCUGGAGGCGGCCGAGGCCUCGCUGCAGCGCUGUCGCGCUGAGCACCGCGCCACCUCGGCCGGAGCCCUGCGCCGCCUACGCCGUGCUGCCCGGGAGGCUGAAGAAGCGGAGCGGAGAUGCUGCGAGCUGGCUGUCGCCAAAGACCGUGUUUGCCUGGCUUUGCGCGAUGUGGCCUUUGCCGCUCCGGCCGACGAGGCCUCGCAACAAGCUGUGGAACAGCCAGAGCCCGGCCCAAACCUGGCUGCCGAAGAGCGGAGGCCAGGAGCGGGCGAGGCGCCAAUCGAUCCUGAGCUCCGAGCCCUCUAUCGCCAGGUGCUGCCGCUGCUCCGAGGCAGCGCGGUCGCUGCGCUGAGACCUCCACGCAAAGCCCUGGAGGAAAGACAGCUCGUGCUUAGUUCAGAUCUUCAACGGCUGGAGCUGUGGAUGCCUACAGACUCGCCUGCGACGCGAUCGGAGAGGGCAGAAGCCACGGAAGUCUCAGGCCAUCUCGUGGCGCGCAAGCGCGUCGCGGACGCUUUUCUCAGGUUGGACACGCUGACCCGAGUGCACCUUCCGAAAGCCACGCUGCUGGCGCAGCGGAAGGCGGCCCAGGCGGCCCAGGCGGCAACAAGCAAGCCCAGGCCCAGGCCUAGGUUCUGGCUUCGGUUUGAGCUGGUCGUCGCGGGCUCUGACACAUGGCAGCUCGCUGCGAGCGAUGUACAAACCUUGCAGGCUAUCACCAGCGCGGUGACGGCUUUGCUCACAUCCCGGAAAAAGCUCGGGGCACUCGCUCUGAGUGCAAGGCAACAACCGGGUUCCCUGUGCCUCUGA